AUGGCGAUGGAGGAUCAUCCGAAAGGCGACUCUGGGGAGCCCGAGCCGGCUGUACGGGCACCAGCCUGCCCAGAUCCACAGUUUUCAAUGAUCAAACACCCACUUCAGCAUCGGUGGAGCCUGUGGUUCUACAGGAAUGACAAGAAUCGCAGCUGGGAGGAGAACCUUCUGGAGAUCUCCUCGUUCGACGCUGUUGAAGACUUCUGGGCGCUCUACAACCACAUAGAGCUGGCCAGCAAGCUUCCCGUUGGAUGCGACUACUCGCUGUUCAAGUCUGGCAUCAAGCCCAUGUGGGAAGACUGCCGCAACAAGCAAGGAGGUCGUUGGCUCUUCAACCUCAACAAAAACCAGAGGACAACGCACUUGGACAAUUACUGGCUCGAAAUCUUGCUGUGUUUGAUAGGAGAGGGCUUUGACGAGUUCAGCGACGACGUCAACGGUGCUGUGGUUCAGGUUCGCAACAACCUCGACAAGAUCGCCGUCUGGACCACCGAUGUUCGCCGAGCUGAUGGCAACGUCAAGAUCGGUAAGACAUUGAAGGCGCGGCUGAACAUGCAUCCCCGGCAUAUAGUUCCAUACCAGGCCCACACCGAUACUCAGUCGAAACAUGGUUCCACGACAAGGGCUAGAUAUCAAGUCUAAAAGAAAUUUGAGCGAACCAAGAGAUGACAA
Messenger RNA from Rhipicephalus sanguineus (brown dog tick), 672 nucleotides. Its product is annotated as eukaryotic translation initiation factor 4E-like. NCBI's taxonomy places the organism in Eukaryota, Metazoa, Arthropoda, Arachnida, Ixodida, Ixodidae. Bases 1 to 642 code for a protein of 213 amino acids. Gene Ontology annotation, biological process: translational initiation. The transcript has a single exon. Gene Ontology annotation, molecular function: RNA 7-methylguanosine cap binding; translation initiation factor activity. The record is from RefSeq and is a predicted model, not a curated record. Gene Ontology annotation, cellular component: eukaryotic translation initiation factor 4F complex; cytoplasm.